GGCAAUGUGGGGCAGUAUGGAGGGGUUGUACAGGCAGUGUGGGGCAGCUGGGGUGUGGGUUGGGGUUGAGGGCAAGCUGGUGCAUUCUAGAGGCAAGUCAUGGUGGUCCUGAGAUGGUUAGGGGUGGUUAGGGUAUGAGGAGGGACAUGGGGGCACUGUGAGGCACUUUGGUGGGGUCCUGGGGCUGCCUGGGAGCUGUUAGGUGCUCCAAGAGGCAACAUGGGGCUGCAUAGGGGCAGUCUAUGGGGCUACCUGGGGGCAGUCUAUGGCUUGGAGGCCGUCUGGAGGUGUUGGGUCAGUUUGGGAGGGGUGCUAGGAGCAACAUGGGGCAGCUUGGAAGCGGGUUGAGGGGCAGCCUGAGAGUCCUGGGGACAAACUGGGGGUGUCCUGGGGCAGUUUUGGCUUUGAAGAGGGGCUCACUCUGUGCCCCCCUACCCAGGCUGAGCGCGGUGCUGCGGCUCCCACUGCACCGCUUGUGCCCGCGCCCCCCGCACGCACUAGGCAGGUACUCACAGAUGGGAGGCAGUGGCUGGGGACAGACCACCGCGGUGCCCCAUCCCCUGGGCUGACCGGUCCCGUGUCACAGCCACCGAGCCAUGACGGCGUCCCUUGGACCGAAGCCGCUGGUGGCUGUGGGCCAGGUGACCUCCACCCCUGACAAGGAGCAGAACUUCAACAGCUGCUCGGCGCUGGUGCGGGCGGCAGCACAAAGGGGAGCCUGCAUUGUGUUCCUCCCUGAAGGCUUCGACUACAUCGGCCGCGACUCUGCACAAACACUCAGCCUGGCCGAGAGCCUGGACGGUGAGCUGAUGGCACGCUACUGCGCGCUGGCCAGGGACUGCGGUGUGUGGCUGUCCCUGGGUGGUUUCCAUGAGCGCAGGGCAGACUGGUCGAGCACGCAGCGCAUCUACAACUGCCACGUGCUGCUGGACCCCACAGGUGAGCCCCCCCCCAGCCCUGUCCCAUUGAGGAGCCCUGUGGUGCAUCCUUCUCUCUCAUUGCUCGCAGGGCGCAUGGCAGCAACCUACAGGAAGACCCACCUGUGUGAUGUGGAGCUGGAGGGCCGCGUCACCAUGAAGGAGAGCAGCUUCACCAACCCUGGCACCGAAAUCGUGCCCCCCGUCAGCACUCCAGCAGGGAUGCUCGGACUCUCCAUCUGCUAUGACCUGCGCUUCCCUGAAAUCUCGCUGGCACUGCGUCAUGCCGGUGCCGAGAUCCUCACCUACCCCUCAGCCUUCACCUUCCCCACAGGCUCUGCACAUUGGGAGGUGUUACUGCGGGCGCGUGCCAUCGAGACCCAGUGCUACGUGGUGGCAGCAGCGCAGACGGGUCAGAACCACGAGAGCCGGGUGUCCUAUGGCCACACGCUGGUGGCGGAUCCCUGGGGGACGGUGGUGGCACAGUGCAGUGAUGGACCGGGGCUGUGUUACGCUGAAAUCGACCUCGAGUACCUGCGCCGCGUGCGCCGCGAGAUCCCAGUGCACAGUCACCGCCGUGCUGAUCUCUAUGGGACUGUGGGGCUGCAGGCAGCACUCUCAGACCCAUAGCGGCCCAUAGCAGGGCUGUGGAUCCUCUGUCUCCCAGAACACAGCUGUGAACUCACACUUGGGGCUUUAUGGUUGUUCCUGGUGCUCAGGGUGUCGUUGAAGGAAAGGAGGGAGCCGUGCACUGCUGUAGAUGUUUAUUUCAAGAAAACCGAAAGCUACACAGGGAAUAUGACCGUUAUAUUGAAGUUUUAAAAAAUACAGAAGUCACAGAAAUUA
Messenger RNA from Coturnix japonica (Japanese quail), 1763 nucleotides. NCBI's taxonomy places the organism in Eukaryota, Metazoa, Chordata, Aves, Galliformes, Phasianidae. The record is from RefSeq and is a predicted model, not a curated record.